Drosophila subobscura is the source of this 2284-nucleotide messenger RNA. RefSeq names its product lipid storage droplets surface-binding protein 2 (gene Lsd-2). The coding region runs from base 337 to 1443 and encodes 368 amino acids. Gene Ontology annotation, cellular component: lipid droplet; cytosol. Lineage: Eukaryota; Metazoa; Arthropoda; Insecta; Diptera; Drosophilidae. Gene Ontology annotation, biological process: lipid storage; positive regulation of triglyceride storage. The record is from RefSeq and is a predicted model, not a curated record. The transcript has 4 exons.
AGCAGAAAAGUAGAAAAGUUGUUCCGUUGAUACAUCUCACGUAUAUCAAGUAAAAAUAUAUUGUCGAACAAGAAUAAUCAAUAAUUUCUAAGAAGCACCAGCGAACAGACGUGCUCUAAAUAUCGUAUAAAUUAAUACACAAUUUCUUCGCCUUCAACGAAGUUCUUUAAACCGGUGGUGUGAACACUGAACACAGACACACCAAAGCUAAACUGUUUUUUUUGUGCUCCUCCGAGGAAAACCAAACGAAAGAAAGGAGAAAAAGUGCCGCGGCUAGCAAAAGAGCCAAGAGAAAAAGUGAAAACUAAGCAAAGACCAAGAAACAGAGAAAGAAACAUGGCAAGUGCAGAGCAAAAACACGCCACGGGAAGCAACGGCACAGCCAAGAACGCCAACAACAAAAUCAACAGCGCUCUCACCGAGCAGGAGCAGCCCAAGGAUGCCAAGGAUCUAUUGCCUCAUCUGGAGUCGCUGGAGCGCAUUAUCAAGUUGCCGGUGGUGAAUGCAGCCUGGGACAAAUCGCAGGAUGUCUACGGCAAAGUUAAAGGCAAGAAUCGCGUCUUCGAAUGGGCGCUGACGGCAGCCGAGGAUUGCGUGACCCGCGCGGUGACAACGGCGGCGCCGUUUGUGACUAAAUUGGAUCGCCCGAUCUCGUUCGUGGACCAGACCCUCGUCAAGGGCAUCGAUAAGCUGGAGGUGAAGGCGCCCAUCAUCAAGGACACACCCCAAGAGAUCUACAACCAGGCCAAGAGCAAGGUGAUCGAUGUGGUGCAGCCGCACCUGGAGCGCGUGGUCAAGUUCAAGGCUGCCGGCCAACAGAAGGCCGCCUCCCUCAAGGAUCUCGCCUGGCAGAAGGCCAACGAGGUGCUGGCCACCCAAUACGGCAGCCUGGCCGUCAAUGGUGUGGACACCACCACAGCCCUGGCCGAGCGACUCCUGGAGUACUAUUUCCCCAAGAGCGAGUCGGACGUGGAAGAGGAUAAUGAUGAUAAACAAAAUGCCGUCGCGCAUAAUGGCAAGAGUUCCGAAAAUGACAUGCCAGUUUCCGCCAGCGAGGAUCCAGUCUUACACACAGUCCAGACCGUUGGCCGACUAUCCAACAAGAUCUCUCGUCGCGUCUAUCGAAAUGUCUCCCGGCAGAUCAAGCAGGUCCAAAAGGGCAACAUCAACGACUAUCUGAGCUCCCUGAUAGCCGCACUCAAGCUGCAUCAGUACAUCAACUUUAUCAACUCAUCGAUGGGCACAAAUGUCGAGCAGUCGACACUUGGGGAAACCUGUUCGCCGUAUGGAACAAGCAGCAGCAGCACCGCCACCACCACCACCACCACUGCUGCAGCUGCAACCAGCUCGAACUCCAAGACCAACGCGGCGGCGGCAGCGGCAGCGGCGUCCAAGCCGAAGGUUGCCAAGAGCAAACCAACUUCCACCCAGCCGAUUCAGUAGGGAUUCUGUUGGAGAAGGAGUUGGAGAAGUUACUCCGGACGGAUACCAUUUGCUGGAGCCCAGUUAUUUCUAUAUCUAUAUGCUAGAUAUGUGCAUAAAAUUAACCCACAGCCACGCCCACGCACCCAAAACACCCCCACAUGCCGCCCAUUUUUGUAUUUCUUUUAAUCUUUUUUUUUUGCCAAUUUUUUUUCCCAAUUAAAAACUGUCCAAGAAAAUUGUGGAUGGUGAUCGGAUCAAGAAAGUGGAAAAGGUUUUUGCUAACUAAUUUUAGACUGUUAUCCCCAGCCCCCAACCCCAACCCCCACCCCACCCCGCCAAUGUUUGCUUUGUAAAUAUUUAUUUGAAGUAACCCUCACACACACACACACACCACACACACACAUACACGAUACACAUAUAUACAUACAUAUAUAUGCUCUAUAGAAAGCUUAAGUUUUAGUUCUUAAGGCAACGAAAGAAAUUCUUACAUUUUUUUUUGUAUUUUUUUCACUUUUAGCUGUGCUAAAUUCGAGCGGGUAAAACUCGCUCUGAGUGCCACGUAUGCAUUGAAUAAAGAAUAAAUGAUAAAUGAGGUGCCCAUGUGCACAUAUGUAUACCCGAUAGCCAUUUGUGCCCUAGCUAUAUGCGUACUCGUAGUAACUAAUUCUACUUUCAUUGAAGUUGGCUGGGAGCCCAGCCAGCUGAUGCCUAAUUGUAGCUGAAUAUGGAUUAUGCACAUUACGCACACAUUAUUUUGUAGCCACGUAUGGAGAAUGCAGCCAUAAAGUCCGCUCUUAAUAAUUAUGAUAAUUAUAAUGUUAAAAUAUUAAUAAAACAAGCAACGUAAAACUGGAACGAA